CUCUUGCCAUGGCAGUUCGCGUGUCUUACUCUUGCCGUCUUGUGGAGCAAAGCAGUGGCAUUCGAAGUGACUCCAACAAGAAGUUCUUGUAAUCAAGGAAUGAUGCCCGUAGCCUGCAUCGACUGGUGCCCCCGAACGUGUCGCACACAUCAGAAUCCAGGACAUUGUUACAUAAAAAAUCUCUGUCUACCGGGAUGUGAUUGCCCCAGUGGCACGUGGUUUGAUCCUAGAGCUAGCUACUGCGUUGAAGAGGGAUACUGCAAAUACCAAGCACCGACUUAUCUUUGGCCAUGUGAGAGCAACCUCGUACCUGUACCUUGUAAAGAUGAGUGCCCUCCUACUUGUCAAGAUCCUUUUUCUGGAGUAUGCAAAAAUACUUGUGUCAGCGGAUGCGAGUGUCCGAAACCGUUGUUGUAUGAUUCGUGUCAUAAUAAAUGUGUCCACUUCAGCGAGUGCUCAGCAAACUCGAGGACAAAUCGAUCUUGUAAGUUUACGGUUUCGCCGACGUCCACAAGUACAACAUCAACGGCACAUGAACACAAGAGUAGAAAGCUACCUUCUACCCAGACAACUACUCUAGUACAUUCUUCUCAUUCCAGCACGGUUCGGUCUUCUAGAGCAUCUAAAACUGCUGGACCAACUAGUAAAAUCUCUAAGCCAUCUACCCAGACUACUACUCUAGAGUAUUCUUCUCGUUCCAGCAUAGUUCGGUCUUCUAGAGCAUCUAAAACUGCUGGACCAACUAGUAAAAGUUCUGAGCCAUCUAUCCAGACCACUACUCUAUUGUAUUCUUUUCGUUCCAGCACAGUUCAGACUUCUGGAGCAUCUACAACUGUUGGUCAAACUAUUAGAGAUUACAAGCCACCUAAGCAAACUAGUUCCUCAACUAUUUUUAUUGCUACAAAACCCUCUAAUCUAAAAUCAACAACAUCUAGAAACCAAAGUCCACCAACACCAUUAACAGAUAAUCAACAAACCACUUUAUCGUCAAACGAUAAAAGCACUUUUGCAGCGUCAAGAACAGAAAACGUUUAUGUCCCUUCAUCAUUACAAGCAACUAUCCAUACAAGUUUUUCUGGAAUAAGUGCAAAAAUAGUUGCAAUCAUAGCUACAGCUACAGCAGCAGCAGCAGCUAUUGUUACAUGUGUAGUGUUCCUAGGACAUUUUCUCUUCAGGAGAAGAAACAGAAGACGUCGAUACACAUUACUAGAAAAUCAGACAAGUUGUAGAAAUUCUUCCUACAGCAAAAAGAUGAAAUUGGAGCUGGAAAAAUUGGUAGAAGAAUUUCAGUAACUCAAAAAGUGUUGACUGACUUUGUAUUUACUUGUAUAUAUCUUCUCAUCACAACUAUGUACUCGGGAUAAGUAAUAUAUUAGUAUUUACAUCAAGUA
This is a messenger RNA of Corticium candelabrum, 1391 nucleotides long. RefSeq names its product mucin-5AC-like. The record is from RefSeq and is a predicted model, not a curated record. NCBI's taxonomy places the organism in Eukaryota, Metazoa, Porifera, Homoscleromorpha, Homosclerophorida, Plakinidae. The transcript has 4 exons. Bases 100 to 1293 code for a protein of 397 amino acids.